CGGAAACCUGAAGUAGUGUGUUGUAUGUGGUGAGAUGGAGUGCGAAAAUCACGACAAUGGCGCAAGCGUCGGUGGCGGAACAAAAGCUCCCAACAUGGAAAAGAAAAAUUCUAAAUCGAAAAUUCGCAGAUUGGAACAAGCUUUAGCAGCAGAAAAGACACAGAAAGAUGAAUUACUCUCUAAGCUUAAGAAAGCUCGUCGUCGUAAUAAAAUGUUUCUCGAGUCACAUGGUGAACCAUCAACACCGAGACAUUCAACAAUGCGAGAAGAGUAUCAGGGACACAAUUUUAAUGAAGCUUCGUUCUCCUUGUCUUCAUCUAUUAACAACUUGUCUUUCGCCUCGCUAAGCGUCCCGGAAUGUAAACCGGUUUCUGAUGAUGGAGAAAUUGAUAAGAAGACUUUCAAUCAAUGGAAAGAUCAUCUGGAAUCUUCGAUGCUUUUAACCGGGAUAAGCGAUGAGUUCACAAAAAUGAAUGUGUUCCGUAUAAGGGCUGGUCGAAAGCUCUUGGAUGUGUUAGAUAACACAAAAACAAAUUUUAAUACACCUGAUAUCACAACCGCCCCUUAUUCGAAUGCAAUGCAUCGCUUGUGUAGCUAUUUUGGCUCUCGUGAGUAUGCUUUCAUGCAACGCGAAAAACUACGUACUAUGACACAGAACAAAGAUGAACCCGAUUUCAAAUACGUAAAACGCAUUAUCGAGGCUGCAAAAGUGUGCGAUUUCGACGAGAACAGAUUGGUUGAAAGCGUUACCGAUGUUAUCCAGUUCCAUGCGACAAAUGCAAAGGUCAGAGAGGUUGCUAGGAAAAUUUUAAGAAAAGGGGGCAGCUACAUCGAUUUGUUGGACAAAGUUCGCUCGAUAGAGGUAGAAAAGAUGCACGAAAGUAUUUACGCUACACAUAGCAACCAGGUAAAACAAGUCGAGGUAGCGGCCAUUACGCAGCAGCCACAACGAUCAGGGUUUGGAAACAACAGAGGUGGUUAUCGAGGAGGUUAUCGAGGUGGCUUUCGUUAUAACAGAGGAGGAAUACGGUCGACUCAACCCAAUCCAGGACACUCCUUGAAUAAUCGCAUAGAUGGUAAUAACGGAUACAUGCGGACUCUUAAUUUUCAGCGAAGUGCUUAUAAUAGGACGAAUUGGUCAUCACCUGAAACGUCUCAAGGUUUUAUGUUGAAUCAUGCUUGUUGGAGAUGUACUAGCAAGUUUCAUGAGGCUCAUGAAUGUUCUGCACGGUUCAAGGUCUGUAGAAGUUGUAACGAAGAGGGUCAUCUUGAACGUGUCUGCCCAGGAUCGUCAUCUACUUCGCGGUCCGAUUUUAAUAAAUCAGGUGGACCGCAGUCGAAAAUUCCGAAAAUUGCUGCAGUAUCAAUGUACGAAGAUGAAAAGAUUGUUGAGGAUAAUAAUGUCGGAUCAAGAGUUGGUUCUGUUGGUUGUUUCGCACUUGAGAAAACAGAUGAAAUAAUAACUGGUUAUAUUGCUGGAGUACCUAUAAGUUUUCUCAUUGAUUCUGGAGCAGAAGUUAAUACAAUCAGCGACUCGAACUUCAAGUUUCUAAUGAAUCACAGCAUACGCCUCGCCUAA
This is a messenger RNA of Uranotaenia lowii, 1579 nucleotides long. RefSeq lists its product as uncharacterized. The coding region runs from base 35 to 1579 and encodes 514 amino acids. The record is from RefSeq and is a predicted model, not a curated record. The transcript is spliced from 4 exons. Lineage: Eukaryota; Metazoa; Arthropoda; Insecta; Diptera; Culicidae. Gene Ontology annotation, biological process: proteolysis. Gene Ontology annotation, molecular function: aspartic-type endopeptidase activity; zinc ion binding; nucleic acid binding.